This is a messenger RNA of Zootermopsis nevadensis, 1740 nucleotides long. Lineage: Eukaryota; Metazoa; Arthropoda; Insecta; Blattodea; Termopsidae. The record is from RefSeq and is a predicted model, not a curated record.
CAGACCUACGUAGUAGCUGCGUUGGAACCUGUGUAAGAACGUUAUCUAUGGUAACUAAUUUUGCCGUGUUGCUGACUGUUUAUUUUUAAAAGUGUAAAUUUUGUAAAAUCUCAAGAUUUAUUCUUGUUUUGAGGAGUUAUCCAUCGAGUUUUUCUUUAAAAUAAGCAUUAAAAUUGUGUAAAUUGUGUUGAUAAUUUAUAUAAAUUAUCAUGCCGACAUACAAAGUGAAAGUGAAGUGGGGAAAGGAGAACUACUCUGAUAUUGAGCUGAAUACUGAUGAGGAUCCAUUGGUCUUCAAAGCGCAGCUGUUUGCUUUGACAGGAGUCCAACCUGAGAGGCAGAAAGUUAUGCUUAAGGGAACAACACUUAAAGACUCUGACUGGGGAAACAUCAAACUGAAAGAUGGCGUGACUGUCCUGAUGAUGGGAAGUAAGGAAGAAGAUGUUCCAACAGAACCAUUAGAGAAGCCCGUAUUUGUUGAAGAUAUGAAUGAGAGUGAACUAGCAUCUGCUCUGGAUAUGCCAGCAGGACUUACGAACCUCGGAAACACGUGCUACAUGAACGCAACAGUGCAGUGUCUGAAAACUGUCCCAGAGCUCAGAGAAGCGUUACGGGGAUUCCAAGGAGGUGUGACUAUGGCAGGUGGCAUGGUUCCGGCGCAAUCUAUCACAGCUGCGCUGCGAGAUUUAUAUGACUCCAUGGACAAGGGUGCCUCUAUCCCUCCUAUUAUACUUCUUCAGGUGCUCCACAUGGCUUUCCCUCGAUUUGCUGAGAAGAGUGAUCAUGGUGGCUUUACCCAGCAAGAUGCUAAUGAAUGUUGGACGGAAUUAGUCAGAAUGUUACAACAGAAGCUCCCACCAAAACCAAUAGAAGGAUUCGAUUCUCCGUCAAAAUUUAAGUCACUGGUGGACCAGUACUUUGGUGGCACAUUUGACUGCGAGUUGAAAUGUGUUGAAGCUGAAGACGAACCCCCUAGCUUCAGUAAAGAAAACUUCCUACAACUGAGUUGUUUCAUCUCACAGGAAGUGAGAUACAUGCUCUCUGGACUUAGAUCUAAAAUGCAGGAGCAGUUGACAAAACAGUCACCUACACUAGAAAGGGACGCUGUAUAUACAAAAACAGUAAGUAGCAGCAGAACCAUGGUAACCAUUUAUCUUGCUAAUGAGAAAUUGUCAUGGUUUAUUGCAGACUUGGGUUCAAACAACUCUGGUUACUACACGCUACAGGCAGUGCUGACUCAUCGUGGACGUUCCAGUUCUAGCGGUCACUAUGUUGCAUGGGUUCAUCAGAAAGGAGACACCUGGCUGAAAUGUGAUGAUGAUCAGGUUUCCGCAGUCACUUCAGAAGACGUUCUAAAAUUGUCUGGAGGCGGAGACUGGCAUUGUGCUUAUGUACUUCUGUAUGGACCCCGAAUCCUUGAAGUGGCAGAGAACGAAAAUGUCGAGCCUAAGGUAGUGGAAGAGGUUGCAGCGCAAUCUCCGAUGGAAACUUCGUCAUCCACCCAUUCUCAGUAGUAAUGUGUUGAGAAUGAGCUAAAUGAGCCUGCUUCUGGGACACUGCUGAUCCUUGCGUUGUUUGGUGUUGCGCGUUUUUCAUCUUUUGUUACAAGUAUCAACAUACAUCCUCCUCUUCCCUUAACUCCACUGCCCUCCUUACCAAUACUGAAAGGAAAUAAAGAAGUAAAUUGAAAUGUUCAUGUAAAAAGAAUCUGAAUUACAAUAUUAGCUUUGUUUAAGUUAU